CUAAAUAUGCUAAUGACGAUGUCACCCAGCCAAGUGCUGGUAAAACUCUCCGCUUGAGACCUGCCUCUUUUCGUACCAUUUCCCGCCACUACUCCCCCUGCAAAAUCGUGCGUCGCAGUUUUGUCACAAUUGCACGAUGCCAAGCUGUCUUCUCCCCAUCUCAUCGUAUACCAGCCAGAACCCAGGAUACCUCUGACCCCUCUUAUUGUUCGACAUGUCACUUACGGUGCUGAAAUGAUAUGUCCCAUUCUACCAUGACAAUGGCUUCCAACAAUGGGACAAAGAAACUGCAAGUAGCCAUUGUUGGCUCUGGUAUGGCCGGGCUGGUUACCGCUUACCUCCUUUCGAACGAUCCUCACCAACGGUAUGCGGUCAAAAUUUUCGAGUCGGGCAAAACACUUUCCCUAGACUCCGCCUCCGUCUCGAUACCAAAUGCCACGAAAACGGCCUUCAAUCGCGUCGAUCUUCCCAUGCGCGCAUUCGCGGGCGGCUUUUACAGUAACUUGAAGGCAAUGUACGAUCACCUAGGCGUAAAAUACCAUUCACAACCCUUCCUCUUCGAGUUUGCAAAAUCGCCGACAAAGCUGGGUUCGCGGCUACGGUCGGAUUCGCAGUCGCAGUUGCCGGCGUCCUCAUACUUCGUUCAUGCUUCGAACCUGCAUGAGACACCGCCUCCGCGCCCCCGCGCCCUGCCAUUUAUAUCGUAUAUACUCGAAGUCGUAUAUUUAUUGGUUUGCUAUGCAUGGUUCUCGUUGUGCUGUUUCUUGGUGGCACCCUUGGACGGGCUGCAAGGUGCUGAAUCGUUGGAAGAGUAUUUGCGGAGAACUUGGGUCCCGGAAUAUUUUAUAUCCUACUAUGUCUUGCCGCUCAUCUCGAGUGUCACGACAUGUCCGCAUCAAUCAUUGCUCGGGUUUCCAGCCAGUGAUGUGAUCGGUUACAAGCGGAGGACGCAUAAUGCACCGCAUUACACGGUAUCGAACGGCGUGAACACUGUUCAGGAGCGGCUUAUAAAGGGCGUCAAUUACGAGCUUUCUGCACCAAUCUCGAAGGUGACACCUACUGGAAACAGGGUGAAACUAACGUGGAAGAAGGUCGACAGUAAUGAUGCCGAGGAUCAGGAAGAAACCUUUGAUAAAGUGAUCAUGGCUGUGGCUCCGGACAUUGUUGGCCAAAUAUUCGGGCCUUUGCAGCAUUUCAUGCGAAGGAUACCCACUGUGAUGGUGGAAAGUGUUGUCCACUCGGACAAGACAAUGUUGAAGCAAGGCUCGAGCCUGGAACAAAGAAAGAGCAGGCUUGGCGCACAACUGAUAUAUCUACGGACGACGACCGAUAAUAUCCAUCAGACGGAGUCUCAUCAUGUUCAAAAUUGUGGUUCUAUUGUUACGACCUGCCCGAUCGAUAAAAUCGAUGACGAGCAUACGAUCCAUUCAGCGACAUUUACUCGAGUACUUCGAACCCCGGAGAGCAAGCGCAUUGUAAAUAGCAUUUUUAGAGAUACCCCUAAUUUUGCGGGAGCAGAGAAGUCUAAUUCCCUUUGGAAGAACGGCGAUGAUAACGUCUUCCUGGUAGGAGGUUGGUGCUGGGAUGGAAUGGUGCUUCUGGAAGGCUGCAUCGUAUCUGCGAUGCGUGUUGCCAAUGCUCUUAAUGUUGAGAUACCCUGGAAGUCUUGAUCUAGGAUAGCGAACAUAUCUAAUAGUUGAACGUAAAUGCGCUGUAACCUAAAUCUAUGUCGAUGGCGUGAAUCGUAGUUCAAUGUAAAAUACGUUGUACCGG
Messenger RNA from Aaosphaeria arxii CBS 175.79, 1773 nucleotides. RefSeq names its product FAD/NAD(P)-binding domain-containing protein. The transcript is spliced from 2 exons. Gene Ontology annotation, molecular function: oxidoreductase activity. The record is from RefSeq and is a predicted model, not a curated record. The coding region runs from base 261 to 1670 and encodes 469 amino acids. NCBI's taxonomy places the organism in Eukaryota, Fungi, Ascomycota, Dothideomycetes, Pleosporales.